AGAAAAGAGAAUGCCCGAAACUUUUGUGUUUCAAGACCCAACAAAAAUAUCUGAAAUGUAUUCUCAGCCUGUCAACAAAUAUUUCAAUGAAGCCUCGAUAUCAUCAUUAGAACCAGAACCAUUGCUAGUGCUAAUGGAAGAUGUUAAUAGUUGCACUGUUUAUCUUCGAAGUUGGGAUUCUCAUUAUAAUCAUUGUAUAAGAGAAAUCAGAAACCAGGAGUACAAAAUGUUAAAACUUAUUUAUUCAUUAUCUAAAGUUUUUUUCAAAAUGUUAAAGAUUUGUAAUCAAGAACAAGAUAAUGAAAAAGUGAUAGAGAAAAAUACAGGUUAUUGGAAGGAGAGGAAUAUUAAAUCACAAAUAAACAAACUCUGGAAUAUUAGUUCAUGUUCAAUGCUAAAAAAAUGGAAGGGAUAUUGGAGACUAUGCUAUUUUCUUUGGGUGACAAAUAUUACACCCAAAGAAAUAGUCGACGUAAAGUUGGAUUCAAAUUUUUUUCUUUAUGCUACAGAAGAUGAAUACAACUUUCUCAUCAAAAAAUUAUUAGGGAAAGAAUUCUCUAAUUUUUCAAAUAUUAAAGGUGAAAAAAUAUUGGACUUAGCAAAUAUUGCUAAAAAAGUUUGCAAAUAA
This is a messenger RNA of Racocetra persica, 628 nucleotides long. The record is from the annotation of a GenBank genome assembly. Lineage: Eukaryota; Fungi; Glomeromycota; Glomeromycetes; Diversisporales; Gigasporaceae.